AUGGAAAAUAACAGACACGUCACAGUGUGCUAUGGGACACUCUUCAUGACCUGCAGUGCAACUGGUUGCCAUGGAGACCGUGCUGUUGUCAAGACAGCCGAUUGGCGGGUGCUUGGGUGCUUCCUCGGGAUCCGGCCAGGCACAGCCAUCGGCCCGCACUGCGGAGACAGCAGCAGCAUGGACGGGACCCGGGUGGACGUGUGGGCAGACACCUUCGCCCAGCUCAUGGCUGAGAGGAAGCCCCAGGACAUCUGGGUCCUGCAUCCCCAGGAGAGCCUGGUUGCUGGGCACUUGGAUGGUGGCGGUCUCCAGUACCAGCUGAAGGGGCUUUCGAGGUUCCAGUGUAGCCGCUGCCCGUGGACCUGGAACUCUGCCCAUGUGCACAUUCUCUUCCACCUGUGGUGGGACAAGGACAGUGGCCAGGGACUGGUGAAGAUGCGUGUGUGGGGCCAGCAGUGCCAGCUGUGUCCCCCAGGCACCCUUGGAGACUGCCAGGUGAGCCCCAGUGACAUCCCAGUCUUCCUUGGCAAGCUGGUCCUGUACAUUCUGUGCAAGUGCUAUGAGGACAGCUAUGGCCCUGAACUGUACCCUGAGGCCCAGCCAGGGGACGGCUGUGAGGCCUGUGAUCUGGGUGUCUGCUUCCUCCAGAGGGCACCCAACCCUGCCUGGGGGCCUGUGCUGCAAAGCACCAGUGCCCUGGAAGACCGGCAGGCCACACAUAGCUCUACCACUGAUACCAACAGCCAACAGCUGUGUGCCCCGCACCGCUGCUCCGUGGACCCUUUCUCUGGGAGCAGUGACUUCCUCAGUGAGGGUGACUGCAUCAUUGUCCCCUUCUCCCUUGCGGAUGUCACUGACAUCUCUGGAGAGGGCUCCCUCCUAGCAAUUGGUGGCAGCAGGCCACCCAUGAUGGGCCAGGGCUCCAUCUACCUGUUUGGAAGCUCUGUGGCUAUACCUGAUGGUAAAGGCAUCCUGGUGAAUGUCAGAGAACCCAUCUUCCAUGACCAAGGCCUCCUGGGCAGCACUGUGAAGACCUUUGAACUCAGAGGCUUCCUGUUUGGAGGCCAGGACUCCACACCCAGCCCCAUUGGUGUGGCCAAGGGUCAGGGCCCCAUCACCUUCCGCAACUGCAAUGUCACUCCUGGGAAUGACCUUUAUCCAGUGUCCUACACCAUUGGCCUCAGGGCCAAUGGGGAGGGCGUCAUCAUCUUCCCCUUAUCCUUAACCAACAUCAUCAGAGGCAAGGGCCCCUUUGUCAACAUCACUGAGGGCACAGGCAGAGAAGAUGGCAGCCAGAACCCUGCCUCUGGUGGUGGUGACCCCCCUCCAGAGACCCACAGGGAGGGCCACACUGCUCGUGAGGAGGGCUCUGUCACCUUCCCCUUCACCUUUACUGACACUGCUAAUAUUACUACUGAAAAUGGCCGGGACCUGGUCACUGCUAGCCACAGCUGUCCUCCAGAGACCAAUAGCCCUAUCUCCAUUAGCAAGGGUACCAUCACCAUCCCCUUCUCAGUCUUCCGUAUCAUAAGACACCAGGGCUCCAGCCAUAUGGCCAAUGGCCCCCAAAGCAAUGGCUUUGUCACCUAUGGCUACUACAAGAAGAGGCGGCUGAGAUCUAGGUUUGGCAAGUCCCGCUGCGGGUCCCGCCGGGAGGGGGACUUCCACUCCAGCAGGGCCUCUCGCAGGUCACGUGCGGAAGCCUCCGAGGACUUCUGGAUCUGCGUGUCCAUGACCAUGUGCAUUUUCUGGUUGAUGUGCAUGUACAGACUGAACCUCGGCGGUUACUAG
Molecule: messenger RNA, 1791 nt
Organism: Castor canadensis (American beaver)
Lineage: Eukaryota; Metazoa; Chordata; Mammalia; Rodentia; Castoridae
Source: RefSeq, a predicted model, not a curated record